AAGUGAGAAGCACCCACUUUGUUCUGGCUCGGACACUGGGACAGCCCACUUCCACACAUUAUUCUAAUAUAUUUAACAACCAGGCUCUUCUCCUUUCGCACAGAACAGGACAGACAAUGAAGACAGUCACUGAAAACCAGGGGCUCUGUUGGCAUAACUGAGAACAUCAAGGACGAGCACAAGGACAAAGGCCCGGCUGCCCAUGGACAAGGCUGAUUUCUCAGAGCGUAAGGCUUCCAAGCAACGGGAGGGCUUCCCUGACGAUGGGGGUUUCUCCCAAACUAAGCUACAUGCUGAUCACAAUUUUUCCUCGGAAAACAACAUCCUGGGUGUCUCAGAUCGAGUGAUUCCAACAGCAGAGGACCCUCAAGAGAGGACUGCCCAUGAAGGGACGUGCAGAAAUGCAGGCACGGUUAUGACUCUGGGUAAAACGACUGAACACGCUGCCAAGAAAAAAUCUGAUGAAGAGCAAUGCUGCCCCCCAACUCUUCACAUCCCAGCUAAGAAAGGGGACCGUUCAAAGUCAGACCUUUCUGAUGUUUUGCAGCAUCAUUUUUCCAAAGAGGAGCUUUUAAAAGGCCAAGGCAGUCAUUGUGAAACUCUCCCAGAGGUCUCCGGUGCGGACAGUCUUGAUGAAGCCAUUGUUAAAAGUUUUAUUUUGCAUUAUGUUAAGAGUUUUUGGCCAAAAGAACCAACCCCAGAACUCGCUGACCAGCUCAACCCCCUGAGGGAAGGUGACAUGGGCAGUGAGCCCAGCUGUUGCCCCACCAUGACAGCAGAAAACACCUCUGAGACAGAAGAGCCAGUGGCUGCGGGAGACGGCAGCCUUCCACAAAGUUCCACUUUUCUAACUAAAUCCAAGAGUCCAAGCAAUAAACAAAAAGGCUGCCAAGGGCAGAAACUGCAGACGGAAAACACAAGAUCAGGCCCUGGGUUCAAAUAUGGCCACGUCUGUUACCGGUUCUCUGAUCGCUCUAGUGUUGCUCCCCAAGUGAAAAUCCCUAAAAAUAAUACGAUUGAUAAACCGCUUCUAACAGAUAAACAAGCCAGCUUUUCUCCUGAACUGAGAGCUGGGUUAGCUCUUGGGCAAGAAAUUCCAGAAGGCAUGGCUAGGCCAGACCAUGCUGAGAAGGAAGAGCAGGAAAGGAAGACUGGGGACCGCUCCCAGCAGACAGAGAUCAGUGUGGGAGGAACAGGAUCUGAGACAUGCCCCUGGAAGCUGUCAUCAACCUCUCAGAAAGACCCUUCCUUGAGUUCUUCCAUAUUCCAGAAGAUAUCCCAAGGGAGAGAGAUGUGCCAGAAGCUAAAAGAACAGACUGAUCAGCUGAAGACUAAAGUGCAAGAAUUUUCCAGAAGCCUAGUACAGGACUCCCCCAACUACGAGCAAGACGAGAGGCUGGAGCUGCAGAAACUGCAGGCACAUCUGGAACUGCUGAAGCAGGAGUUUGUGGCUGAGGAGCAGCUGACUUUGGAACAGCAAGUCCACAAGCCUAAAUCCCCAGCUGUCAGUGACUAUGACCCCAAAAGGAAAGCGGAAGGUGAAGUCUCCAGGAUGGAGAUGCUACUUGAAGAUGUUGAAGGGAAGGCUGACGAAGGCAAACACACUUCAGCUGGCUCUCUUCCCGAGCGUUCGCCAACCCCCCAAGGUGGCCUGCCAUCCGCAUCCUCUCCACCCUCAGAUGAGGUCACUUCCUGGGUCACAGCUGCAUCUGUGUGCUUUGUGGUGCAGGACCCCCGCCACACCUCCGCCUCCGGAAGGCAGCAAUGUGCAGAGACAACCGGCCGGAGCUGUGCCUUCUGCCACCGGGUCCUCGAAUGGAAGCAAACCCUGGAGAAAGGCCACAGAAGGACCAGCUGUGGAGGGCUUCCCCUUGCCCUUCAGGAAAAGGCACCUUAUCCAGACUCACUUCUCGGUCCCGAUACAGGACUCCGCGGCUCUUCUGCUCCCGGCGCUGGGCUGCAGAGCAACACCUGCGAGACCUGUGGUACUAGGACUCCCAACUGCCCCAGAGGCGGCCGGAAAGAACCACUUAAAGAAUUUCAUUACAGAUACGACACCCCGGGACAGAAUUACUUAAAUCAUAGCAAAGGGAGAGCCUUUGUCCAGUUCCACUUUUUAAAUGAAAAUAAGAAUUCUCCACCUUCUUAUUCAAAACCAAACUGGAUCUGUUCCCAGAGAGCAAAUUCAAAAUCCUCUCAAGAUGAGCGUGAGCCCAAACCAGGAAAAAAAACCCUUAAGGCUCCCAUGACCUCCGCUUCAGACCUAGCUACAUCCUCCCCCCAUUUCCACUCUGGCAGGGUUUCUGGAAGCCAAUCCUUAAGCAACGUUAGCAAUGACGAAGAAACGAAAUCUGAGGGUUUAGCCACGUCUCUGGACCAUGCCCUGAGGACAGCCAACAUUUUGAAAGAAACAACUGAUCAAAUGAUCAGAACUAUUGCAGAAGAUCUCGCCAAACUACAGAGAUGGAGGAAUCGACUGAAAUACUAGUUUGAUGCAAGGUGACUGGGGAUGUGAGAAAAAAAGAAAGGCAAAGAAAACUUAAUCUUCCCCUCAAAUUAUUUUACUUAUUACACAAUUUAGAAGGAUAAAUUUCUAGAGAAAAUGCCAAAACCAUAAGAAAUGGGGAACACAACGGUACUUAAAUGAGAAAAAAGGGACCUCUGAUUCUUAUACUCUAAUCAACAAGUAUUUAUUUUAAAAUAAAUCUGUUAUUCCUAACACAUAAGAGAAAUUAAAACAUA
Myotis davidii is the source of this 2742-nucleotide messenger RNA. It is a transcript of the gene AKNAD1, whose product is annotated as AKNA domain containing 1. The transcript is spliced from 13 exons. Lineage: Eukaryota; Metazoa; Chordata; Mammalia; Chiroptera; Vespertilionidae. The record is from RefSeq and is a predicted model, not a curated record. The coding region runs from base 203 to 2488 and encodes 761 amino acids.